AUUUGGAUACUACUUGGACAGAAUGGGUGGAGAGAAUCGUUAUGCUCCGGAGCUUAACUGCGACACUUCACAGUGCAGAAAACAAGACAAUGGACCUGAAAAUAUCCUACUUCGAAAAGAUUCAAAUGUUUCUUUGUUAGACUUAUGUCUUUUUGCCUUUGAUCUCUUAAUAAGUAGGCUAAGACACGUUUCCGAACCUACUUGUCCAGCUUCUGUACCAGAUAUCGACGAAUAUGCACUUUUUGUGACUUGGAAUAAAACAAAUAGAGAAGGUGAGCGUACACAGUUGAGAGGGUGUAUAGGCACUCUUACUCCUUUGAACCUUCGGAGAGCCAUUCACACGUAUACUCUUGCUAGUGCUUUUAGAGAUAGAAGAUUUCCACCUAUUUGCUAUGAAGAAUUGGAAAGCUUAAGUGUUUCUGUAUCCAUCCUGCAUAAUUUCUUGACCGGAAGUGACGUCUAUGACUGGCAAGUUGGUGUACACGGCGUUAUUAUUGAUUUUUUGGAUAAAGGUAGUGCAUAUAGUGCAACCUAUUUACCUGAAGUUUGCCUGGAGCAGGGCUGGACAAAGGAACAGUGUAUUUCGUCUCUUAUUCGAAAGAGUGGUUAUCGGAAUACCAUAUCGGAAAGUUUGUUGAAAACUAUCAGACUGACUCGUUACUCGAGUAAGAAAUAUUCUCUUUCGUAUUCGGAGUAUCUUCAUCAUAGGAAUACGUGAGAUUGACGUUCCAUGACUUUAGGGGUUAUUUUCUCUUUUUGUUUUUGGAAAGGAGUGGUUGAGUCUCAUUUUUUUGAAUCAGCCAAGCUGCAGCUGGACAUUCUUCUUUUUUCUGUAAUAUAACCCUUUUUUGUUCAUUCUUAAAGUUCUCAACAUUUAUCUUGAAA
This is a messenger RNA of Galdieria sulphuraria, 885 nucleotides long. Its product is annotated as AMMECR1 family. Bases 23 to 718 code for a protein of 231 amino acids. The record is from RefSeq and is a predicted model, not a curated record. The transcript is spliced from 2 exons. NCBI's taxonomy places the organism in Eukaryota, Rhodophyta, Bangiophyceae, Galdieriales, Galdieriaceae.